AAUCCAUCGACAUUAAAUGAAUUCAGCGUUGUUUCCGUUUCCGGUUAAACCGGAACGGCCCAUUUGAUGGAGGCACCUGAACGUCCUUGUUUGUAAAAGUUCGUAAAUGUGACUUCCUGUUUGGGUCUGAGUGGGAAUGGCCGAUCCGGAGCUCCUCCUGGACUCCAGCAUCCGGGUCUGGGUGGUCCUGCCCAUCGUCUUCAUCACCUUUUUUGUUGGUGUCCUUCGUCACUACGUCACCCAGCUGCUCCACAGCGACAAGAAGGUGGCGCUGGAGCAGGUCUCCGACAGCCAGGUGCUCCUGCGCAGCCGCGUCCUCCGAGAGAACGGGAAGUUCCUCCCCCGGCAGUCGUUCAACAUGAGGAAACAUUAUUUCAACAACGCAGAAGCCGGCUUCUUCAAGAAGGUCAAGAGGAAGGUGGUCCCGAAGAACCCGAUGACAGACCCGAGCAUGGUGAUGGACAUGAUGAAGGGGAACCUGACCAACGUGCUGCCCAUGAUUCUGGUUGGUGGAUGGAUUAACUGGGUCUUCUCUGGAUUUGUCAUCACGAAGGUCCCGUUCCCGCUCACUCUGAGAUUCAAGCCGAUGCUGCAGAGAGGAAUCGAGCUGCUGUCUCUGGAUGCUUCCUGGGUGAGCUCAGCAUCCUGGUACUUCCUGAACGUGUUUGGACUCCGGAGCAUGUACGGCCUGAUCCUGGGUCAGGACAACGCUGCUGACCAGUCACGAGUCAUGCAGGACCAGAUGAGCGGCGCUGCCAUGGCGAUGCCCCCCGACCCCAACAAGGCUUUUAAGAGCGAGUGGGAGGCCCUGGAAGUCGUUAAUCACAAGUGGGCUCUGGAGAACGUGGAGGAGGACCUGAUGUCCAGAGACCUGAACUUUGAGUCCUCCAGCUGAAACGUGGGUCCACCAAGGCCCGGCGGGAGGUUCUGGACCAGUUCUGACUAACCUGAAGGCCAAAAUCAGCCGUUAAAUUAAACCUCUUCAGAUUUAUGAUCAGUAGUUAUAUUAAGUCAUAAAGUGGACUUGAUCCGGUCCGUGCUCUGGUUCUGGAUCGGCACGUUUCCAGACCCGGGGUUGUUUUUUGGACUUGAGCUGAUUUUUCUGGUUCUGCUUUAAUAAAAUCUAAAACCCUCA
This is a messenger RNA of Nothobranchius furzeri (turquoise killifish), 1135 nucleotides long. RefSeq names its product TMCO1/EMC3 family protein. The record is from RefSeq and is a predicted model, not a curated record. Gene Ontology annotation, cellular component: EMC complex; membrane. Gene Ontology annotation, biological process: protein folding in endoplasmic reticulum. NCBI's taxonomy places the organism in Eukaryota, Metazoa, Chordata, Actinopteri, Cyprinodontiformes, Nothobranchiidae.